AUGGGCCAAUCCUUUCAAGACUCUCGUCGUUAUGCCUCCCUGUUCGAGAACCCCAAAGGGCCCGGAGAUGCCCGGCCCACCGCGCUGCAGAUUAUUAGAGACAACGAUUCGAUCGGCAAGCUGACCGGCAAGACUGUCCUCUUGACUGGAGGCUCGAACGGUCUGGGAAUUGACGAAGUGCGAAACCUCGCAAGGACCGGAGCCAAAGUCUUCUUCACUUCCCGCGACCAUGCCAAGGGCGAGAGAGUCCGAGAUGAAUUGUUGCAAGAGCUAAAGAAGGAAAGUCUGCCCCAGGAGCCAGCAAUUGAGGUGAUCAAGCUUGAUCUUGAGAGCGUUGAGAGCAUCAAGAAUGGAGCCGAAGAGUUCAAGAGCAAGAGCGACCAGCUUCAUAUCCUGGUUAACAAUGCAGGCAUUGCCAAUUCGCCGUUCCGGCUCGUCGAAGGCUACGAAAGCCAGCUUUGGGUGGAUCACCUGGCCCAUUUCUACCUCUUCCACCUCCUGAAACCACUCCUGCUCAAGUCGACGACUCCCAGCUUCAACAGCCGCGUCGUCUCCGUCGCCAGCCUCGCGCACACUAUGGCUCCAAUGCAUCUCGGCGACUACAAUUUCGAAGAACGGGAGUAUGACGAGUUCGUCGCUUACGCACGAGCAAAGACUGCUAAUAUCUGGUUCGCCAACGAGCUCGACCGCAGAUAUGGAUCGCAAGGCCUCCACGCUAUCAGCGUCCAUCCAGGCGGGAUCAGAACCGGGCUCCAGAACAGCCAUAGCGAGAAAGCGGCAGCGAUGAUCGAGCAGUAUCUGCAGAUGCCGCACAUCCAAGACGGAAUGAUGAGCGUGGAGCAAGGGUCUGCGUCGAUUGUGCUGGCUGCUGUUGGGAAGGAGUAUGAGGGUGUCGGUGGCUUCUAUAUGGAGAACUGCGGCGUGUCGCGUCCGGUGCCAGAAGAUGCUCCAUUGGGUACGCCAGGAUAUAAGCCGUGGGCGUAUGAUAAGGAGGGCGAGCAGCAGCUGUGGAAGGACUCGCUGGACAUGCUGAAGCUGGAAGACGACUAG
Molecule: messenger RNA, 1050 nt
Organism: Saxophila tyrrhenica
Lineage: Eukaryota; Fungi; Ascomycota; Dothideomycetes; Mycosphaerellales; Extremaceae
Exons: 2
Coding region: 1-1050 (349 amino acids)
Source: RefSeq, a predicted model, not a curated record